ACGCCGGCCGUAUCGGCCGAGUGUGCGGGGAGGAGUUCCUGGACGUGAUGAACGCAGGCGAGCUCGGGCUGGGCGCGCUCGGCGCGCUCCUGCAGGCCGCCGUCCCGGCGCUGGAGUCCUUCGCGGGACCCGACGGCGCGCUGGGCCCCGACGAGCUCGCCAGGGUGCUGGGGCUCAUGGGCACCGCCAGCGCCGAGGACUGCGCGGAGAUCAUCGCGUGCAUGGACGGGGACGGCGACGGCGCCGUCAGCGUCGAGGAGUUCAAGCUCAUGGCUGACCUGCUCUAGGCUCGAGCUACGUACGUAGUAUUGAGCUAGCUAGAGGGCGUGCAUAUAUGCAGUUAUGUAUUGUGAAUUUGUGAUUGUGAUAUCGAUUAAUAAGCGUUAGCACGUCA
Molecule: messenger RNA, 394 nt
Organism: Triticum urartu
Lineage: Eukaryota; Viridiplantae; Streptophyta; Magnoliopsida; Poales; Poaceae
Product: putative calcium-binding protein CML29
Molecular function (GO): calcium ion binding
Source: RefSeq, a predicted model, not a curated record